UCACCCCUUCCCACUCCAAACCCACCUGGCAGUGUCUCCAGGGAACGUGCCUGUGACCUCGGUGUCUCUGCAGAUCCCGCCCCAGAGGGCGCCUCUGAGAUGGAGCCAAGUGUUGGGGGCAGAGGAAUCCCAGAUGCUCCUGGCGCGGCAGGCGCUGGGGGCUGGAGCAUCAGAGAGGAGCAGAGCGACACGCCAGGAUCCUGGGCAGUGAAAGCAGAGAGCGCGUCCCAGAGCCUGGGCUGUGGGGAGCUCCUGGCCCCGGGGAGCGGCCGUGUCGGGGACGUGCUGCUGAUCUGCACUGAGUGCGGGGAGAGCUUCGGGCAUCACGAGGCCCUGAUCGCCCACCAGCGAGGCCACGCUGGGCAGGGGGCCGGGCCCUUCACCUGCCCCCAGUGCCAGAAGGGCUUCAAGCACAGAGCCAGCCUGGUGGCACACCAGCGCGUGCACACGGGCGAGCGCCCCUACGCCUGUGCCCAGUGUGGGAGGGGCUUCCGCUACAAGACCUGCCUGGUGGUGCACCAGCGCGCCCACUCCGGCCAGCGCCCCCACAAGUGCCCGCAGUGCGGCAGAGCCUUCCUGCAGCGCGGGGACCUGCGUGCCCACCUGCGCACGCACACGGGCGAGCGCCCCUUCGCCUGCUCUGAGUGCGGCCUCCGCUUCCCGUCCCGCCGGAACCUCGCCUGUCACCAGCGCCAGCACCCGGACCUGGGCCCCCACCAGUGCCAGCAGUGCGGGCGCAGCUUCCGCCACAAGCGCAAUUUGGUGCGGCACCAGCGCGGCCAUGCUGGCACCCAGCCCUACCGCUGCCCCGAGUGCGGGGACGGCUUCUGCUACAAACAGAGCCUGGUGGCCCACCAGCGGGAGCACGCCACCCCCCGGCCCUACCCCUGCCCCCAGUGUGGCACCAGCUUCCAGCACCAGGCCAACCUGGCCAUCCACCAGCAGAGCCAUGCCCCCCCAGCCACCUACACCUGCCCACAGUGCCAGCAGAGCUUCAAGUACAAGGGCUACCUGCGCAUGCACCAGCGGAAGCACUCGGCCCCUGAGGCCGAGGGGCGGGAGCGCCAGGCCCUGCCCGGCGGCGGGAGGCUCUUUACCUGCGCCCAGUGUGGGAAAGGCUUCAAGAACAAUGGCUUCCUCAUCAUCCACCAGCGAGCCCAUGCGGCCGGGGCACGGAGCACCAGCCCCACCCCUUGGGGUACCUAGCCCCUCUACCAGGCCUCGUGCCAUCAGCAAAGGGGCAGCGUUGCCAAGGGAGCUCUGAGUGUGGCCAGGAGGGGCCCAGCGUGCCAACAGGGCACAGUGUUAGAGGGAGGGGAGGGCCGGGCUGCUCAAACCCAGGGUGGCCAACUUGGGCUACUGGGCGUUGUCUGAAAGCACCAGCUCCGGAGUCCUGGGAGAACGGCAGCUUCGGACUCGAAGCACGGCUGUGGUGCUGGCAGGCGAAGGGCUAGUGGGGUGUCUGAGCACAUGGGGUUUGCGGGUUCUGCUGCCCUGUUGCCGGGUGCGUGUCCCAGCCCUGCCUGGUGCCCCCUAAUUCUCUCUUGGCCCCUCUGCCCCGUUUGCCCUUCAGGGAAGAGGCUGCUGAGCCGGGCUGGGAAGUCCCUGGAUGUGGCCCCGGGGGAGGAUGGGGGCUGGCUGUCGUGCCACACGCCCAGCUGUGAGGGGCUUUGCCUCGGCACGGCCCCGGGGAGGCGGCUGCUGGAACACGUAGUCCAGUGCUGGGAGCCGAAGAGCCCCGAGUGUGUGGGGGCUGGAGGAAAUACCUGCCCGGAGAGGCUCCAGAGCGGCGUCCCGCAGAGAACCAGCCGCUGGCGCAGCGCUGACACCGCCCCCCUUCAAACUGAAAUAACAGCCCAUCCCCCCCAAACCCCACCCCCACAACAAGCUGCCCAGAUGUGGGAGGCCUCUGCCCUGGCUCAGAGCCUGCCCCUGUGGCCAGGGGAUGGGCAGGGGCCCUGGCCCUAGAGGUGUGGGGCUCCUGCAGGAGGGAGCUGUUAGUGGUUGCUGGAGCCCUGGGGCCAGACCCAAGCGUCCCCCUGGGCUCUGCUCCAGUGCAGGGUCGGCUGCAUGGGUCGCCUCGCUGGAGCAGAGGCAGGGCCAGCCCCCCUGUGGCUAAUCACAACCUCCCCGCUGAGGCUGGUGUUUCAGGGGCCGGUGCUUACCUGGGCCCCAGGCGAGCCAGCAAGUGCUCAGUAGGCUGAGAGCUGGGAGGCUCCUUCAGGAGCGUCUGGGCCAGGGGCCAGCCCCCAGCUUGGCUCCACUCGACACCCAGGCUGAGGGGCAGCAGCGGCCAGAGCUGGUGGGAGAUCGGCCCCUGCAGCCCCGUGUUGGGGGAGGGACACGGCGGGUCUGUUUGGAGAAAUAAAGCUGAAGCGCUGCAGGCAGGGCCUGGGAUCCGGCUGGUGCGUGUUCUGUGCUGCAGGCGCUGCUGAGCUCACUCACAGCUAAGUGAGCUCCCUGCCCUCUAGGGCUGCCCCCCAUA
This is a messenger RNA of Terrapene triunguis (Three-toed box turtle), 2485 nucleotides long. RefSeq names its product gastrula zinc finger protein XlCGF8.2DB-like. Bases 100 to 1206 code for a protein of 368 amino acids. Lineage: Eukaryota; Metazoa; Chordata; Testudines; Emydidae. The record is from RefSeq and is a predicted model, not a curated record. The transcript has 2 exons. Gene Ontology annotation, cellular component: nucleus.